Oncorhynchus tshawytscha (Chinook salmon) is the source of this 1719-nucleotide messenger RNA. RefSeq names its product rho-related GTP-binding protein RhoU-like. The coding region runs from base 324 to 1133 and encodes 269 amino acids. Gene Ontology annotation, biological process: small GTPase-mediated signal transduction. The transcript has 3 exons. Gene Ontology annotation, molecular function: GTPase activity; GTP binding. Lineage: Eukaryota; Metazoa; Chordata; Actinopteri; Salmoniformes; Salmonidae. The record is from RefSeq and is a predicted model, not a curated record.
CAUGUGGCGCGCAGUAAUCCUCUUACAACCAUUAACACACCAGAUGCAGAUGAUGCCAAUCAAUAGACCAUGCGGCGUGGAGAAAUUUAACGGCAGUCUUGCGUUUACAGUAUGCUUCACGAGUUCAGUUGUAGUUUACCUGGAUUAUUAUUUCUCUAAAUUUCUAUGAUUUACUGACAGAAACGGACAGUCAGGUGCGUGCUGGUUCUAUCAAUUUUGGGAAGGGAACCAACAUAUGGGAUAUCAAGGUGCAGAGACCCAGACGGCUCUGGCAUUAUUGAAGCGUUAUUCCCCGUGGAUUAGGCCAGUUAUUCGACGGCAAAAUGCUUCCUCAAGAUAUAAGAGUGCAGAAACCCCGUCGGAUCUCGGAUUCGGCUCCACCGGUACCACCACGGCGUGGCAAGAACAGAGACGUUCCUCUUUCAACGCGUGGGCGGUCGGGCUCCGUACCUGAGCGCAAGGUGAACUGCGUCCUCGUCGGAGAUGGAGCGGUGGGGAAGACAAGUCUUAUCGUCAGCUACACCACAAAUGGUUAUCCGACAGAAUACAUUCCAACAGCUUUCGACAACUUUGCAGCUAUGGUUGUGGUGGACGGAAAACCUGUGAGACUGCAACUCUGUGAUAUGGCUGGCCAGGACGAGCUGGACCGGAUCCGCCCUCUAUGCUACCACAAUGCCGAUGUCUUCCUGCUCUGCUACAGUGUGGUGCGCCCCUCCUCCUUCCGCAACGCCACCGACCGCUGGGCGCCCGAGAUUCGCCAUCACUGCCCCGGGGCACCCAUGGUCCUGGUGGGAACCCAGCUGGACCUGAGGGAAGACGUCCAGGUGCUGGUCCAGCUGGCCAGGAAUCAGGAGCGGCCUGUGAGCACCGAGGAGGCCCAGCAGCUGGCGAAGGAUAUCGGGGCCGUGUCCUUCGUAGAGUGCUCGGGUCUGACCCAGAAGAAUCUGAAGGAGGUGUUUGACCAGGCCAUCUUGGCCAGCAUCCAGCCAGUGGAGAACGUUCAGCAGCUCCAGCAGAGGCAGAGCCUGAGGAAGAAGACCCCGGAUAAGAUCAAGAGUCUCUCUGAGACUUGGUGGAAGAAGCUGAGCUGUGUUGUUGUGGCAGGAGAGUGUGUGGGAGGAGAGUUUGAUUGAACCCCCAAGCAGCUGUUUAGGAUUUGACAUUUUUCUAAGCUUGUGUUUAGUCUUUAGUUUUUUUCACUCCAUAUAUAAUAUCACUCAGGAAAACAGACCUGGAUCAAUAAUAUGUUGGAAAAUUUAAAUGUAUUAUCCAAAGACUUAUUUCAUAUCUAAAUAGGGGAAGCACUAGAAAGAAUGAUCAUUGCUGGCAAGAUAAUGAAUGAAAUGCAGAGUUUCAGCGUUUGUGAUACUUUAUGUUGACUACGGGUAGGACACGAUUUUGUGUUCCAAGGCCAUGACGAGGGCACAACAAGUCUGAAUUGAUUUGAAUUAGCAAAUCCAGUAGCUGGGGAGACUACUAAUGAAAUGACUGACUUCACAAUGAUCUCUGUGUCAUUCUGUGAAACCCCCAUCAAGUGUCAAAGGUCACCAUUGGAGAAUGUUGUGGAGGAUUACGAGAAACCAGCCAAUAGCAACUGUAACGCCAAACCAUAAACUUACUUUGUGUUCGCCAUUUUGACAAAGUCUCUCAAUGUUAUUUAUUAACCUAUAUCAGAUCAUGUACAGUGGGGCAAAAAAGUAUUUAGUCAGCCAACAAUUG